This is a messenger RNA of Colletotrichum graminicola M1.001, 369 nucleotides long. RefSeq names its product cytochrome b5-like Heme/Steroid binding domain-containing protein. The record is from RefSeq and is a predicted model, not a curated record. The transcript is spliced from 4 exons. NCBI's taxonomy places the organism in Eukaryota, Fungi, Ascomycota, Sordariomycetes, Glomerellales, Glomerellaceae. The coding region runs from base 1 to 369 and encodes 122 amino acids. Gene Ontology annotation, cellular component: membrane; endomembrane system.
AUGGCCGGAAAAUUCGAGCCCAAGGUCCCUGUCGAACUGGCUCCCCCCAAGGACGACCCUAUCACCCUCGAGGAGUUGGCAAAGGCCGAUGGUUCGGAUCCGAAUGGGAAGACAUACGUCGCGAUCAAGGGUAUUGUCUAUGACGUGACGGGCAACAAGGCCUACCAACUAGGAGGUUCCUACAACGUCUUCGCUGGAAAGGAUGCCUCCCGCGCUCUAGGUAUGACCUCAACAAAGGCCGAGGAUGUCAGCCCUGAGUGGCAGGACCUCCCUGAUAAGGAGAAGGGUGUUCUCAACGACUGGAUUACUUUCUUUUCUAAGCGUUACAAUGUUGUGGGUCGCGUUGCAGGAGCUACAAACACGGAGUAA